Molecule: messenger RNA, 1776 nt
Organism: Topomyia yanbarensis
Lineage: Eukaryota; Metazoa; Arthropoda; Insecta; Diptera; Culicidae
Gene: Sclp
Product: leucine-rich repeat-containing protein 20
Exons: 3
Coding region: 331-1047 (238 amino acids)
Molecular function (GO): protein binding
Source: RefSeq, a predicted model, not a curated record
GCUUUGCUUUGGAGCGUGGUUGCUUCGAGCAGUUUACCAGCAAACGUGCAAUCAUUCGCCUGUGAACAGUGAAGCAGUGAAAACCUUCCCGCGGUUUCGGAGGAUACGGGUUUUGGAAAACUGUCUGCCGUGGAAAAGUUUGCCAAAACAGUAGUGAGAAUUUUCUUUGUUUCAUAGUAGUGUGCAGUUAGUGGAAAGUUGUACGAAUUUGUCUGUACGAUCGAUUAGAAGUGCCUAGUGGGAUAUUUAUCUAACUUUAGUGAGUCCUAAAGUGCGAUCAAGUACUUGAGUUUUUCGAGAACGAGUUUGAAAAAAGUCAUACAAAUCAAAAUGAGGCCUCCAUCGCAUUUCGGUAACGAUAUUACCAACACUGCCUCCAAUGAUGGCAACAAUAAUAAUAAUAAUCACAACAACGGAAGUGGCGAUGACAACAAUAACAACAACAGAAACAUAAUCAUGGCCAGACUAACGGAGAUGGGAGCAACAAUGAUGUUCCCCAAGAUAGCUGGGCGCGGUAUCAUACGGGUCGUGGAGCGAUGCGAUGAUGCCAAAGAGAACAACAAUCUAGAUCUCUCCGAGUGUGAACUGAUUCAGGUCCCAGAUGCAGUUUACCACCUAAUGAGACACACUGAGCUGAAAACCUGUGAUCUUAGUGGUAAUGUCAUAACCAAAAUUUCACCUAAAUUUGCGCUCAAGUUCAACUUAAUCACAGAUCUUAACCUGUCGCACAAUCAAAUGGCCAAACUACCAGACGAACUGGCCGAUCUGCACUCGCUGCAGAUGCUGGAUAUCGCACACAAUUCCUUCAUCACGCUGCCCGCCGUCGUGUUCAAGAUGCCGAAGCUGCGCGAACUACGGGCAAACAACAAUGCAAUCAUCGACAUCGAUCGGGAUGAGAUCAUCACGUCCGACUCGCUGGAGUUGGUCGACCUGAAACACAACCCACUGACGCCCAUGUGUCACGAACUGCUGAAGAAUGCCAACGUGGCCUUCCGGAUCUUACUGUCGGAGCGGGAAAAAGAGGAAUGGGAAGACCUAACGAUCUGAGUCUUCCCAGCCAGCGAAUACCUGCAAUCAGAUAGUGUAGCCAAUGUUUAAGAGUAUUCGGUUUCAUUUCGUAUACUUUUGUAUUCGUUUUACAAAGAUCGUACCAGAAAUCUUUCUAGCUUUAGGAAUGGAGCUUUUCUCAACACUUAUUCAUACGUGAACUUGCUCAGAAGUUACUUAAUUUAGUGAGAUUUGUGUGUCUACUGAUAACGGACUACCAAAUAAGUUGAUGAAGGGCGACAUCGUGAACAUAACCACUUUCUUAGUCUAAGGCCACAUCCCACAACUGUAUAGAGGAUACCUACUGUAUUUAGUGUUACUAACCUGUACUGUAUUAUACACCUUUCAAUCACCGUUGACCUAGAGCGUUGCUUGCAAAGGCCAGUGCGAGGCAAGAGAUAGAAAAUUUUUUCUUGGGACUGAGGUAAAAUUUUGAUCUAGUCAUUCAGAUGUGGUUGCAACGAUCAAAAUUAUUGGCACUAGAGGCGAAAUUUGAAAACCGUAACCACGGCCAGCGCACUCGUAUUGUCGUAAUGUGUAAUUUAUGAAAUAAUGUGAGUGAUAUUACUUAUUAGAGCAGUAAGUUUAUACGGCUGCCGAACAGGCAGUCCAUCAAAUGUGCGCGUUUAUCAAGAAGAAGCAAAAAAUGUAAAGAUGUGCAAUAGCGUAUCGGAUGAUAGUUUUGGACGAAAUUUUCAUAGAAUGUUGAAUAAAGAAUACGUUGAUGGA